AUGUCAACGAUUCUGGUUGUCGGGGCCACCAGAGGUCUGGGUGCCAGUCUGGUUAAGCAGUAUGCGGCGACUGCCGCCAACGUCGUGUAUGGAACUGCUCGGUCUAACGCGAUCCCCUCUGGGUUUCCGGAACACGUCAAGUGGCUCAACGGCGUCGACUUGACCAAGAGUUCUGUUGGAGACGACAUUGUCAAGCUUCUCGGCGACGCCAAGCCCUUGUCAACACUUAUAAUCACCGCUGGCCACUUCUCCACAGAGGACAUCAGCGCUGAAAAGGGCCCAAAUUGGCAUGAAGAGCUCCAAAUGUACACGACUAGUUCCGUUGCACCAGUCUUUAUUGUCCACCGGCUUGUUCACGCUGGGCUGCUGCACCAAGGGUCCAAAGUUAUCUUGGUGUCUUCCGAGGCUGGGAGCAUAGGGCUCCGCCACGAGAAGGAGGGCGGUGGCAACUAUGCUCAUCAUGCUAGCAAGUCGGCGCUCAACAUGGUUGGCAAGCUACUUAGUUUGGACUUGAAGGAGAAAGGCGUGAUAAUCAGUAUUGUCCAUCCUGGAUUUAUGCGCACCGACAUGACGAAAGGAGUCGGCUAUGACAAAUACUGGGACGCUGGAGGCGCUGUCACAUCCGACGAAGCCGCCUCGACCCUUAUCCAGUGGACUGAUCAUGUAGAUAUUUCCAAAACUGGGGAGUACUGGGCGCCCAGAGGGCCAGGUCAGUGA
Metarhizium robertsii ARSEF 23 is the source of this 717-nucleotide messenger RNA. RefSeq names its product oxidoreductase. The transcript has 3 exons. Gene Ontology annotation, molecular function: oxidoreductase activity, acting on the CH-OH group of donors, NAD or NADP as acceptor. Bases 1 to 717 code for a protein of 238 amino acids. Lineage: Eukaryota; Fungi; Ascomycota; Sordariomycetes; Hypocreales; Clavicipitaceae. The record is from RefSeq and is a predicted model, not a curated record.